Molecule: messenger RNA, 1442 nt
Organism: Mycena citricolor
Lineage: Eukaryota; Fungi; Basidiomycota; Agaricomycetes; Agaricales; Mycenaceae
Source: the annotation of a GenBank genome assembly
GACGCACAGAAGCACAUGUACGCCCACACAGACCCAUAUGCUCUGGCACCGGAUUUCCGCCCGACUCGGAGGGCGCCCUUGUUCUCGUCGGGGAGCGCGAUCACCCGUCUGGCAUUGUUCUCCCAAUGUGGAAGAAAACACCAAGGCGAUGCCAGUGACUAGCGGGCCUAGUCUUCCUGUCGGACGCGGAUAUGUGCGUCCUUGGGACCGGGAGCUAUUCGCGCUUUGUUGUUAGGAUGACGGCUGGCACGACUAAGCGAUGCCCGAUAUAAAAGCUUUUACGCGGGGGCCUGACCGCCACCCAAACUUGCCUUCCGCGCUCUGGCCCUAGCAUUCAGAUUCAGAUUUCCAUCCUAGCCCAACGACACCAGCCUCAGCUACCGCGACCGGCAAUGUCUUUUACGACACUCCCUGCUCAGGAGUUCUCAUACUCGGACGAGCUGUUCCAGCGCGACUGUCUCAUCGACGUCCAGGGCGUCGUGGUUUCCCUCAGAACCAAACUCGAGGGCACAAUCUACAUCACCAUCGGGGACGAAGUCGACCGACAGCGGAUCGAGCUCCGUCUCUUGCCAGAGAAUUUCUCUGACAAACUCAAGAUCUCCGUCAAGACGAGCGUAGUGCGCACGGACGCUGCUGAACGCUCAGCGGAGGGCCAGGCGCGAGCGCCGCAGCCCUUUCUCCUCGACGACGCAGCCACGGAGUUGCGCUCGCGCUCUGCUUCUCCGCUGGGCUUCGGGGCGUCCUUCAUGAUCCCCGAGCCGUGCACGGGGCGCAAGCGCAAGGCGUCUGCGCUCAAGUCCGCGAUGCGCAGGACCGCCGAGCGUGACGAUGACGACGAUGCCAGGCAGUCCAAACGCACUCGGUUCAUCAAGUCCGAAGCCGUCGACGGAUUCGACUCGCUGCGCAGCGAGGCGUCGCGGUACGCGCCCCGCUUCGACGAAAACCACACGAGCCGGGCCGGGCGCAUUCCUCUCGAGGGACUGAUCGUCAUGUCGGAUGAGGAGACGGCAGAACCCGACGAUGGGACGCAGCGCAAGAACGCCGGGAGCGACGGCGGAGGCGGAGGCGACGCCCACAGGCCCCCCAACAACUUCACCUUCGCGAUCCCCGAGGCGCCGCUACCCAGCCUGACCCGCCCGCGGGCCGCCCUGGGUAAUCCCUCCGGCCAUCGCCCCGUGAUCUUCUACCCCCGCCCUGGCACCCCCGAGAUUGUCUGGGAGCCCGUCCCCGUCGAUGAGACGGACGGGCCCGGGCCCUCGCGGCCGGACUCCCCGCCGCCGCCACCGCCUCUUAUGCGCACGAAUGCGCGGCGCCUGAGCCCGACGGACCCGGAUCUGGGUCCGUGCUCCAGCCCCUUUGCGGCGGCCCCGGUAGAUCUUGCCUCUGCUCCGUCUGUGUACCUCGGGCUGGAGCGUGCUAAGAGCAGGCGCGGCGGCCCGUAG